UUAUUGAUAAUUACUAUUAACUAUUACCCUAAUAAGUGCUGAUACAUUUGCUGGAAAAUUCGUGCCAAAUAAGUUAUGUGCAACGUGUGCUUUUUCAAAUUUUGUGCUAGAUGAUGCACUAUUAACAAAAUCUGUGCUCAAUUAUGUUCUGUUCAUCACGAUGAUGUUUCACCAACAAUCAUAAACAACUUUCCUUCUAGGUGUUUCUUGGCAUAACUUGUUAGGGGUUAUACAACAUUACAGGCAGUAUGGCUGAUUGGAAAGACAUUGAACAGUUGCAAGCUGAGUUCAAGACGGCACAACUUUCAUCUGCUGCACAAAAGUUAUCUGAAAGAAAUUGUAUUGAAAUUCUUAACAAACUGCAAGAAAUGAAACUUCUUGAUGUUCUGCAUUCAGUUGACGGCAAAGAAUAUUUAACGCCAACACAUCUUGCUAAGGAAAUACGGGAUGAGCUUUACAUGCAAGGAGGUCGUAUUAACUUGGUUGAUCUGCAACAAGCUCUAAAUGUGGAUUUCUCUCACGUUGAAGCUAAAUCAAACGAACUUGUCAAAUCGGAUCGUAACUUGCAGCUUAUUUAUGGACAGAUGAUUGACAGCACUUACUUGGAUCGAUUGGCUGAAGAAAUAAACGAAAAUCUUCAAUCUACCGGUCAACUCACCAUUGCUGAACUCAGUAAACAAUAUGACGUCCCUGGAGAUUUUCUUAUCCCGGAGUUGAUUUCAAGAAUUGGGAAACAAAUUGAUGGAAAAUUGGACGAAAUCAACAGAAAUGCUAUUUUUACCGAAGCAUACAUUGCAAAACAUAAGGCUCGCAUACGUGGUGUAUUGAGCGCCGUUACACGUCCGAUACAGCUUUAUCCACUCAGCCACGACCAUGGAUUAUCUAUGCAACUUUUGUUCUCUAUAGUUGAAGAAUUGAUCAAAGAGGGGAGGAUCAAAGGACAAAUCGCUGGUGGCCGUUCCGAAAAGUCAAUGUUUUUGCCAGAAAUUCACACUCAGACACAAAACCAGUGGAUUGACAACUUCUAUGCACAGAACAACUACAUUGAAUUCGAUGCCGUCUCGAGACUUGGUAUUUCUGACCCCAAGUCUUAUGUGCGUCGUCGACUCACAACAAACCCCCCGUUGUUCCUCAAGUCCGUGUGUGUCGGCCAAUCUAUUGUUGACCAAAUAAUGGCAACUGUUGAUGAAACAAUCGCUAAUGGAGACUGGGUUGAUAUGAUGAAUUUUCUUCCGACAUCGUUCCUCGAUGAGGAUUGCAAUCAACUUCUCCACCACGUGAUGCGGGAGAGGAAGAAGAUCAAAUCCUCCGUGCCCGGGAUCAUAUUUGCCAACAGUAUCGUCGCAAACGAAGCUUUUGUGAAUUCAUGUCUCAAAUAUUUCGACGGUAUGAUGAGAGAAAAAGCAGAAAAGGAUGUGAAAAAAUCUUCAGUGUUUGCUCUUACUGAAGAAGAAAGGAAAGAAUAUUUACAUCAGACCACGGGAGAUCCGAAAAAGAAAAGCGAAAAAAAAGAUGAUCGAAGAAAAAAGGCCACAGAAGGUUCUGGUAGCGUAAAACAAGGGUUUGAGGGAGCUAGUGGAUCGGGGAAAGGAGCUCGUGAGGUGAAAACGAAAGGAAAGGACAAGAAACGUUUAAAGUGGAAGAAAGAGCAUGAGACGCAGACGGAGACGAAACCAUCCAAGCCCUCGUCGUCUCAGGAUGAUCUUCCUUUCAUGGAUGUUGGAGAGAUCACUGAUGUCCUCCACAAUCGGAUCAGAGAUUGUCCUCCAGAUUUUUUACAGGAGCUAAGUGAGAGGAUUCACAGGCCAUUACAUACAUCAUAUCAAGCUGUUGUGAAGUCAGUUUUCCAAAUUUCUGCUCAACAAUCGAAAGAAGCUGGAGAGAGUGGGCAGGACGCAUCUGCAGGUGGUUGUGCGGAGAAGAAAUCUCUCGCGAAAUCUCGAAAGCAAAGUAUUGAAGAGAUCAGCACAAUGUGGGCGAACACACGACUGUUCAUGGAAGCUAUCAAGUUGUUCGAAGGUGAUACAGCGGUACAACUUGAGAAACAUUUGUUGAAAACGAUUUGUCUUGAGAUCACCAACUCCAUUUUUGCUUUGGUGGCGAUUGAGUCGGUGUCUGGCGCAGAUGCUAACACUGAGAUGACAGCAAACGUUCGUAUAAAAAUGCUCUCGUUGUUCCCGGACGAGCUCAAACCUUCGCUCACCCGUCUUAAUUCAAGCGUGACGGGUAAGGAUCUCCAUGAAUUCACUGAAGCGUUACAAGAAGCCACCAGUCCGAAAACUUGCGACAUUUUUCUGCGAUCAGCUGAUAAGAAAAAAGAUCGGCAAGUAAUGCAUGGCCACAAGAUGUCUCUGUUAAAACAGUUGGAAAAUGAAAGUAAUGGAGCAAUGGCGCUUCACCUGGCUGUCACUAUUGUGUUUCAGUCAGUCACAGGUUGCAUGAUCCACACUCCAGGAAAAUGCGUUCCAGAAGUUCUUGGGAAGAUUCAACCAUUGGUUGAUAAGGAUGUGCAUCGAACACUAAACCGCUACCAAGACCUCGUCAUGAAAGAAAUGAUAACUCGAAAAUCUUCUACACCGGAUAAUGACCACUUGGCUGAGCUACAGAGUGAUUUAAUCAACGACUUACCUGUUAUUCAAACAAUCGCUGCAACUACAAAGAAACAAACCACCUAAUGUGUUUAAUCAUUUGUGAAUGGCAAAGGGACAAGUUUUAAUGUCGUUUUAUUAAAGUUUAGACCUUUAUGCUUGUGGUGUUAUUAGCUUAAAAAAGCGACUGAGAUUUUGUAUAAUGAUUCAUAUUGUAUUCGAAUUAUAUUGUUUGUACCGGAUUAAUGUUGGUGGGAAGAUGGUGCCUUUCUGGUAUAAUAGGAGUUCGGUACGACUUUCGUUGUGUGCAAUACAUUUUGAGUGACAAGAAAUAUAAUUAAUUACAGUUGG
This is a messenger RNA of Ciona intestinalis (vase tunicate), 2939 nucleotides long. The record is from RefSeq and is a predicted model, not a curated record. NCBI's taxonomy places the organism in Eukaryota, Metazoa, Chordata, Ascidiacea, Phlebobranchia, Cionidae.